Messenger RNA from Phaeodactylum tricornutum CCAP 1055/1, 658 nucleotides. RefSeq lists its product with no specific name. NCBI's taxonomy places the organism in Eukaryota, Bacillariophyta, Bacillariophyceae, Surirellales, Neidiaceae. The coding region runs from base 1 to 447 and encodes 148 amino acids. The transcript has a single exon. The record is from RefSeq and is a predicted model, not a curated record.
AUGCUCGUCGGCCACUUUAUGACCAAAGCCUCCGAUGUUGUGACCUGCUCGGAAUGGGAUCCUGUAUUGAACGUUAUUGAUGCCGUGCUGGAUCACAACAUUUCUGCCGUCGUUGUCAACGACAAGACUCACAAACCAGUAGGCAUCAUCACGAAAACAGACCUUGUUCGGGCCUAUAAGAACGGCGUGAAUUUACACCAAAAAGUUGGUGUCAUCAUGGCGACCAACUUACGUACAAUACUUGACACGUGUUCCCGAGACGACGCGGCCAAGUUUCUGGAAAAAAAUCGCUUACACCACGCCAUCAUCGUGGACAAGGAGGGAAACUUUGCCGGAAUUGUGAGUGUUUGGGACGUGGCCUCCGAAAUGGCCAAAGACAGUCGCGCUUGGCCUUGGAACCGUACGGUGGACGGCCGAGUGGCACCCAUGAUGGCGGGUGUGCAUUAGGAUCCCCAUACGUGCAAACAAAGAUGUGUGCUACUGGUAUGGGACUGUGUACCACGUUUUUUCCAAUUCAUGAAUUGCCAGUUGAGACGCUUUAUUGCUCUAUUACACUGGUGCCAUCCUAUUAAGCUCAAGCCUUCAGCAAUUACUUACAAAGUUACGCUGCCUAGAAAAAAUCACUUUACAUUAAUUAGUUACCUUUGUUGACCCCUUC